ACCUUAAUAUGUUUCACGUCUAAAAUCGAUCGUUCGUAGAUUGUACAAACAUUGAGGAAUAAUCAUUUUUAAUAAUCUAGAAAAUCACUAAAAGUUUAAUGUAAAUAUAUCAAUCGAUUAAUGAAAUCCGUAUAAUAUUAUUAAAAAUUGUGAAGAAAUAAUAUUUUUACGUGUUACUAUAUUAUACAAUUUAAAAAUGACAGAAGAAGGAAAAAAAAUUUCGUUUGGUUUUGCAAAAACUAUUAAAAAACCUGUAUUAAAAAAUACACUUUCUCAGGAACAAAAAAAAGUUGACUAUAUUGAAUGUCUUGAUGACAAAAGUAUUAAAGUAAUAGGAGAAGAAGAAAAGAAAGAUGAACCUCUGGUCAUUCCUUUGUUGGGCUCUGAAACGUGGCAUGAUAGAAUUAUCAAUAAAAUUGAUGCUGAUAUUUUUGAGCCCAAACCAGUGCCAAAUGAAGAAAAAGUGAAAGUAAAAAGUGAUAUUAAACUAGAGCCAAGUAACAAAAUAGCUAAUGGAAAUGCAACACCAAUUCAUACAGAUAUUCCUUCUACGAAUAUUAAAACAGAACCAGUAGAUACAACUACUACAGAAACGACAUUGGAAGAACAGGCAGCUAAAGAAAUUAUAGAAGAUUUAAGAUCUACAGGAAAAAAGGAAGAAUCUAAAGUGUUAACUUUAUCUAUAACGGAAGAAGAAAAAGCUUUGAGAGGACAAGAAGAAUCUACUUUAGAAGAUUAUGAACGAAUUCCAAUAGAUGCGUUUGGUCUUGCUAUGUUGCGUGGAAUGGGAUGGCAACCAGGACGAGGAAUUGGAAAAAAUGAGAAAGUAGUCUCAACUGUUAUACCUGAAUUACGUCCAAAAGGAAUGGGCCUUGGAGCAGACAAAGUAACAUUACAAAAACAAGCAACUAACUCUAAAGAUAAACAAGAAGAAGAAAUAAAAAUUAAAAAGGGUACAUAUGUGAAGAUCAUAAGCGGCAAAUAUGUUAACACUUAUGGUCAAAUAGAAGGAUUAGAUGAUGAUGCAGGAAGAUUAAUAAUAAAAAUGGCUUUGGGAGGAAAUGCUAUUUCUUUAAACGAAUUUAUAGUUCAACCUGUUACAAAAGACGAAUAUAUUAAGAAAGCUAAAGUUUUAAAUGUAGCAAAGUACGAGGAAUAUAAAAAAAAAGAAGCAACUGAAUUAGAAAAAUCUCCAUCUUCUGAAAGAAGCAAAAGUAAUCAAAAUAGUGAAAAGGAGCAAUAUGAAAUGGAUGAAAAAGGUAAUACUGAAAGACACACUAAAAGAAAAAAGAAAAAAGAUGAUAAUAAAAAGAAAACGAAAAAGCACAAAAGACAGUCGUCCGACAGUGAUAGUAGUAUUGAAAGAAAAAACAGAAAAAGAAGAAGUUCUAGUAGUAGCAGUAGUAGCAGGCAUAAGCCAAAAAAAUCUAAGAAAACUAAAAAACACAAAAAGUACGAUAGUUCGCCAGAACAAUCAAGUAAAAAGCGAAAGAAGAAAGAUAAGGAACGUGAAAAAACAAAAGAUAAAUAUAUUCGUAAUUGUGAAACAUUAGAUAGAAGGAAACGUAAAGAAAAAAGAUCACGAUCUAGAUCGCCAAAGAAAAGAUCCAGAUCGAGAUCCAGAUCAACUAGAAGAUGAUGUACAUUUGUUAAAAUUGCAUUAAUAUUCCUCAUUUAACCGCAAACUUCUAUUGUAUUAUUUCAUUUAUAUAUAAUUUUUUUCUCUUAAUAAAACUUAUUUUUACAUAA
This is a messenger RNA of Vespa crabro (European hornet), 1749 nucleotides long. Its product is annotated as G-patch domain and KOW motifs-containing protein. The coding region runs from base 197 to 1639 and encodes 480 amino acids. The record is from RefSeq and is a predicted model, not a curated record. Gene Ontology annotation, cellular component: spliceosomal complex. Gene Ontology annotation, biological process: mRNA splicing, via spliceosome. Lineage: Eukaryota; Metazoa; Arthropoda; Insecta; Hymenoptera; Vespidae. The transcript has 5 exons. Gene Ontology annotation, molecular function: nucleic acid binding.